GAAGUCAUCUCUCACGACGCUCUCUCGAGUAAAGCAUGUAUUCGUUUUGAAGUGUCCAUUUUUUUUAAAAUCUUCCGGUGAUUAGCACGGCUAGAAUCAUGUGGAAGCUGCUUUGGGCGGCCGUUAUCGUGGCCGUGCUCACUACGUGUGAUGCAAAUGCAAAUCGUGAGAGAAGCAAACGUGCCAUUGAGUCUAACUCGAAUACGUACCAGAAUUUUCUACCACCUUUAACAUCAAGGGAUGUAGAAAAUCAACCAUUCACGGGAUAUACUUAUUCAACCCCAAAAGAAUCGGAUGGAUAUUUUUAUCCAGUUCCAAGUAAUAAAAUAUCAACUACAACUUCAACAAGAAAACCGGAUGGAUAUGUCUAUUCAACUCCUAGUAUUAAAAUAUCAACUACAACGUCAACAAAGCCGGAUAUAUAUACUUAUGCAACGACAACACAAAAACCAUAUACUUAUUCAACUCCGAAAAUUCAAAUAUCCACUACAACAAAAAAAACAGAUGAAUAUGUUUAUCCAACUCCGAGUAAUAAAAUACCGACUACAACAAAAAAACCGGGCGGAUAUACUUAUGUAACCCCAGAUACUAGAAUAUCGACUACGACAUCAACAAGAAAGCCGGAUAUAUAUACUUAUACAACACAAAAGCCAUAUACUUAUUCAACCCCGAAAAUUCAAAUAUCGACUACAACAAGAAAGCCCGAUAUAUACACUUAUACAACGACAACACAAAAACCAUAUACUUAUUCAACUCCGAAAAUUCAAAUAUCGACUACAACAAGAAAGCCAGAUAUAUACACUUAUACAACGACAACACAAAAACCAUAUACUUAUUCAACCCCAAAAAUUCAAAUAUCGACAACAACAAGAAAGCCAGACAUUUACACUUUUACAACGACAACACGAAAGCCAUAUACUUAUUCAACCCCAAAAAUUCAAAUAUCGACUACAACAAAAAAGCCAGACAUAUAUACUUAUGGAACAACAACACAAAAGUCAUAUAUUUAUUCAACUCCAGAUAUUAAACUCACUCUACCAACAUCACCUCCAACCAGACCACCUUAUGUACCACCACCAUCUACAACUAGAUCACCCUAUACACCACUACCAUCUGUAACUAGUCCAGCCUAUACACGACCACCACUACCACCAUCUUCAACCAGACCACCCUAUGUACCACCAUCACCUCCAACUAGGCCACCCUAUGUACCACCACUUCCUCCAUCACCUCCAACUAGGCCACCUUAUGUACCACCAUCACCUCCAACUAGGCCACCCUAUGUACCACCACCUCCGCCAUCACCUCCAACUAGGCCACCUUAUGUACCACCAUCACCUCCAACUAGGCCACCCUAUGUACCACCACUUCCGCCAUCACCUCCAACUAGGCCACCCUAUGUACCACCACCUCCAACUAGGCCACCCUAUGUACCACCACCUCCACCAUCACCUCCAACUAGGCCACCCUAUGUACCACCAUCACCAUCACCUCCAACUAGGCCACCCUAUGUACCACCACCUCCACCAUCACCUCCAACUAGGCCACCCUAUGUACCACCACCUCCAACUAGGCCACCCUAUGUACCACCACCUCCACCAUCACCUCCAACUAGGCCACCCUAUGUACCACCACCUCCAACUAGACCACCCUAUGUACCACCACCAUCUCCAACUAGACCACCCUAUGUACCACCAUCACCUCCAACUAGACCACCUUAUUAUCUGCCGCCAGAACAAACUAAUCAAUCAUCUUCAAUUGUAACAUUACCAACUUUCAAACCACAUAUAGUAACCCAACCGACUACCCGAGUAACUACCCGAUUACCUAUAGUCACAACGCGAUUGACUACUCGACAACCUAUAAUUACAACGCGGCUGACUACUCGAGCUCCUAUAAUUACAACACGAUCAACCACUCGACUGCCUAUAGUUACACGACCGACUACUCGGCGACCCAUCAGCACAACUCAAAUUAUCACUUCGAAAUAUACUCCGGUUACACAGUCAUUUACUUAUCUUCCACCAAGUGUUACUACCCCAAAGCCUCUCACAACUCAAAUCAUAAGUACAACCACAACUUCGACUACCAGAUAUAGUCCAUCUACAACAACAAGGAGAAUUUCCACACCGAGUACUACUUAUCCACCGCCUACUAGGAUUACUACUACACAAUCUACUACCACUUCCACCACUAGUAAGCCAACUACAACUACAACUACCUCUAGGCCGACGACUCUGCCUCCGCAAGAACGAACGUAUCUUCCACCACCGCAACCGCCAAUCAUCCCAGUGACUAUUACGCCGCCGCCGUACCCUCCGGUCAUUUAUGAAACUACACCCAGAACGCCACCCCCGAGGACAAUUGAUGGAACAAUUGCUCCACCACCAACGCUGCCGCCACCCACACCGCCCAGACCUUUCAUAGGUUACGAAUACUUACCCCCGAAAGGACCUGCCUUUGAAACCCGCAAACGAUGAAAGCUGAUAACGCGAGUGAUUUAACGUGCAUUAUUGAUCAGUGAAAUCUAUGAAUUUAAAAGAAAAAUAUUUGAUGGUAAUAUUACUAUUAAGCUAAUAUUAAUAACAAAAUUAUAAAUUUAAUGGUUUAUUACUAUUUAAUAGUGACGUUGAGUCGCCACCGGAUAGUAAAAUAUUGUCUUUUUUAUAUCGAUUGUUUUACUUAUAUUGAUUUUUUUUAGACAAAGAUUUAGCCGAUCAGCGUGCAUCUUUUUAUAUGUGUGUGAUGAAUAUGAAAAAGAAUAAAAGGUUUUAUAAAAAUGCCA
Messenger RNA from Cataglyphis hispanica, 2785 nucleotides. RefSeq lists its product as uncharacterized. NCBI's taxonomy places the organism in Eukaryota, Metazoa, Arthropoda, Insecta, Hymenoptera, Formicidae. The record is from RefSeq and is a predicted model, not a curated record.